AUGACGAUGACGCACAGAACGCGGACGACGACGACGACGACUUGUCUGCUACUGCUGCUGUUUUUGCUGCUUUUCGCGCUUCUUUCCGACGCGAAGAUUCACUUUUCGGAGACCUUUGAUGACGAAGAUGCGUCGUCGAGAUGGCACAAAUCCACCUUCAAAGAAGACGAAAAUAUGGCUGGCGAAUUCGUAGUGACGAGGGCGAUACACGAAGGGAAAAAAACGGACUCGAAGGCGAACAAAGGGUUCAAAACGCAAACGAAUGGACGCUUUUUCGCUUAUUACUCGUCCGCGGACGAAGUGUUCGAUAACGACGGGAAAGACCUCGUGGUGCAGUACUCGGUGAAGCACGAACAAAACAUCGACUGCGGAGGCGCGUACGUGAAAAUUUUACCGGAAUCGAGCGAGAUGGAAAAUUUUGGAGGAUCGACGCCGUAUAACAUCAUGUUUGGACCGGAUAUUUGCGGGAAAGGGAUCAAGAAAGUACAUUUUAUCUUGGCCAAACACGACGAACACGGGAACGAGAAGCAAUACCAGAUGAAGACGACGGUGAAAGCGAAAACGGACGAGUUGACGCACGUGUACACUUUGGUGAUUCAUCCGAACGAUGAUUUUGAGAUUUUGAUCGAUGGUAAAUCAGAAAUCAAAAAGAAUAUCGAGGACGAGUUUGAUAUUUUGGAACCGAAAGAAAUUCCUGACCCAUCGGCGACGAAACCAGACGAUUGGGACGAUCGCAGAAUGAUUGUCGACGAAGACGCUGAGAAACCGGAAGGCUACGAUGAUAUUCCUGAAAACAUUGCCGACCCGGAACAUCCGAAACCGGACGAUUGGGACGACGACAUCGAUGGCGACUGGGAACCACCGAUGGUUCCAAACCCGGAAUACAAAGGUCCGUGGACGCAACCGAUGAUUGAAAAUCCAAAGUAUUCCGGAGGACCGUGGGAAGCGCCGAUGAUUAAAAAUCCAAACUACGUGCCGAAGUCCGAGCCGUUAGCGUUGAUGCGCAACUUAAAGCACGUCGGAUUCGAUUUGUGGCAAGUCAAAGCGGGUUCGUUUUUCGACAACAUCGUCAUCACGGACUCGUUAGAAGAGGCGAAAUCGUUCGGCAAGAAAUUGUUUGGCAAGAAAUCUCGCAAGAAGGAGAAGCGCAUGCAGGAAGACUUCGAGGAAGCUGAUCGCAAGAAGAAAGACGACGAGGCGGACGAGUGGGCGAGAGAAACGAGGAAAAACGUGGAAGAUCCGGACGCGCUCUUCCCGCCAGGAAUGGAACCACCCGAAGAUUACGACCCGGACGAUCCUGCACACGAUGAACUUUGA
This is a messenger RNA of Bathycoccus prasinos, 1317 nucleotides long. Its product is annotated as calreticulin. Gene Ontology annotation, molecular function: calcium ion binding. Gene Ontology annotation, biological process: protein folding. Gene Ontology annotation, cellular component: endoplasmic reticulum; endoplasmic reticulum membrane. The coding region runs from base 1 to 1317 and encodes 438 amino acids. The transcript is spliced from 2 exons. The record is from RefSeq and is a predicted model, not a curated record. NCBI's taxonomy places the organism in Eukaryota, Viridiplantae, Chlorophyta, Mamiellophyceae, Mamiellales, Bathycoccaceae.